Messenger RNA from Magallana angulata, 2745 nucleotides. RefSeq lists its product as uncharacterized. The record is from RefSeq and is a predicted model, not a curated record. The transcript has 3 exons. Bases 1 to 2745 code for a protein of 914 amino acids. NCBI's taxonomy places the organism in Eukaryota, Metazoa, Mollusca, Bivalvia, Ostreida, Ostreidae. Gene Ontology annotation, molecular function: catalytic activity.
AUGUCAGAUGUGCUAUUGCCAAGCCUGAAGGUACAAAUGCAGAAACUACGGAUUCAUCUAUCAGAUUCCAACAUCUCCUUGAGUCCCGGGCCUCCAUCUGCUGCAUCUACACCUCUGAAACAAAACAACAAAGAACCACCUUUGAACAAAAAGUUAAAACCGAAGAACACUAAAAUCCUCAUCAUCAACUUUCAGAGUGUAAAGAAUAAAAAAUCUGAAAUUGGUAACCUCAUUGAUUCAUCAAACCCAAAUAUCAUUAUUGGCACCGAAACCUGGCUGCGAAAAGACAUCUGCAGCUCUGAGAUCUUCCCAGACGGAUUCAAUGUCUACAGAAAAGACAGGAGGGAUGGUUAUGGAGGUGUGCUGGUUGCUGUAAGGUCCAACUACAUCAGUGAAGAAGUGAAUCCAGACAACGAAAAUGAUACAGAAUCCAUUUUUGUGAAAAUUUCACUACAAAACAACAAAUCACUGAUAGUUGGUAGUAUGUAUCGUCCACCCAGCAGUGAUUUGGCAUACAUGGAGGACCUAAAGCAACAAGUGGACCAACUGAAGAAGAAAUAUAAAGGAGCUGUCUUCUGGAUAGGCGCUGACAUCAACCUACCAGACAUCCAAUGGACAACACAGACUGUAGACAACCACCACUACCCAACAUCGGUGAAUAAGAAAUUCCUAGACUUAAUUCAUGACAACCAUCUGGAACAAAUAGUCUCGUUUCCAACUAGAAAAGAUCGUGUUUUAGACUUGUUCCUGACCAAUAGACCAUCAUUGGUCAAUAGAUGCGAGCCUCUACCAGGAAUCAGUGAUCAUGACAUUGUCUACAUAGACACAGACAUCACAGCAAAGAUAAACAAGCCUACCCAGCGCAAAAUAUACUUGUGGAAAAAGGCGGAUAACACCAAACUGGAAGAACUGACGAGAAGCAUGAACACCAAUUUCCACUCAAUAUUCCACCCAAUGAGCCCUAUCCAGGAAAUGUGGGAUUUCAUUAAAAAGAACCUACUAAAUAUUUUAGAGGAGAGUGUACCAUCAAAACUCUCGUCAACCAGAUUUCACCAGGCAUGGAUAACGAGAGAUAUUAAGAGAUUAUCAAGACGAAAGAAAAGGAGCUUCAUCAAAGCACGUAACACCAACAAUAAGGCCGACAUCAAAAGAUACCAACGCCUAAAAAAACUGACAGAAAAAGAGUGUAAAACAGCCUAUAAGAACUACAUCGAGGACAUGAUCAGCCCUGAGCUAACAAACAACCCAAAGCGAUUCUGGAGCUUCAUAAAGAGCAAACGAUGUGAAACAAUAGGAGUUGCUCCACUCAGAGACACAGAUGGCUUAACUUACUCAGACGGGAAGUCCAAAGCAAACAUCUUAAACCAACAGUUCUCCUCAGUCUUUAACAGUGAUGAAGAUGUAAGUACCAUUCCAGAUAAAAGGCCAAGUCCACACCCUGCCAUGGAUAACAUCACAAUGACAGAGAACGGAGUGUGUAAACUGCUACUAGUCAUAUGCAAGAUCCUAGAGCACAUAAUAUGCAGUAGCAUCUCCAAACAUCUGGAAAAACUUGGACUUCUCACUGAUGCCCAGCAUGGAUUUCGAAAGAACAGAUCAUGCGAGUCCCAAUUGAUCCUGACAGUCCAGGACCUAGCCAAGAGUAUGGAUCUCGGGAAACAGACAGACCUUAUCCUUUUGGACUUCUCCAAAGCCUUCGAUAAGGUCCCCCACGAGCGAUUACUAUACAAGGCAAUGUAUUACGGAGUAAGAGGGUCCACACUCCAAUGGAUUAGGGACUUCCUCAGUGGAAGGAACCAGCGAGUAAUAGUUGAUGGGAAGAGCUCCAACAAUGCCCCCGUCCAGUCAGGAGUCCCUCAAGGGAGCGUUCUUGGUCCGCUGAUGUUCCUCCUCUUCAUAAAUGACCUCCCAGAAUAUGUCCAUCACUCCAAUGUUAGACUUUUCGCUGAUGAUUGCGUACUCUAUCGUAAUAUCUGUACCAACACAGACACUAUUAAACUACAAGAAGAUCUCAAUAGUUUACUACAGUGGGAAACAGACUGGCAGAUGGAGUUCCACCCCAGCAAAUGCCAACUGCUGAGAGUCACCAACAAACGAAAACCUGUGACCAACUCUUACAACAUCCGUGGACACAGGUUAGAAGUCGUGGACUCUGCCAAAUACCUCGGGGUUACCAUCCACAAGAACCUCAGAUGGAACGAACACAUCGAUAACAUCACGAAGAAAGCAAAUUCCACCAGAGCUUUCAUUCAACGCAACUUGCAGCACUGCCCACGUAAUACCAAGGCAGCAUGCUAUACAACGCUGGUAAGACCCUUAGUGGAGUAUGCAUGUACUGUGUGGGACCCACACACAGCCCUUAACAUCCAGAAACUGGAGGCAGUACAACGACGAUCGGCUCGAUUUGUGAUGAACAACUACUCACAUACUAGCAGUGUAACAUCAAUGCUUGAAAUUCUCCAGUGGACAUCCUUGGAAGAACGUCGAGCCAGAAACAAAGCUAUAAUGAUGUACAGGAUAGUGCAUGGACUAGUAGCUAUUCCAACAACUGAGCUACACCCAAUGAUGACUUCAGCCAGAGGCCACACAAACAGAUUCCUGAUUCCCUAUGCUAGGACCUUAUUAUAUAAGCAUUCCUUCUUCCCAGACAGUAUCAGGAUAUGGAACAAUUUGCCACAGAGAGCAGUGGACAGUACCUCCCUGGAUGUAUUCCGACAGGAGGUCCUGGCAUGCAGUCUACGUUAG